This is a messenger RNA of Phytophthora nicotianae INRA-310, 486 nucleotides long. RefSeq lists its product as hypothetical. The coding region runs from base 1 to 486 and encodes 161 amino acids. The transcript has a single exon. Lineage: Eukaryota; Oomycota; Peronosporomycetes; Peronosporales; Peronosporaceae. The record is from RefSeq and is a predicted model, not a curated record.
AUGGCCAUUGUAAACGGCUUUAUCGUGCACAAGAUCAAAAUGCAGAAAGAUGGAAAGCCACUACCAAGCCACGCAGAGUACAUGCGUCGCUUGCAUCUCGAGUUGCUAGCACGUACCCCACAAAGCUUGGCAAGUAAUAAGCAGGCGGAAGACUUAGCGUCAGUACCGCUGCCUCCCGCAGAACACCACCUACAAGAGCAACCACGUAAGUAUCGGGAUAAGCGUCGUCAGCAUCCCUGCAAGAUUUGCUCUGCUAUGGCCCCACCAAAUACGAAAGGACCCGAGAGUCGCUUUUUCUGCCAGGCCUGCGAAGAGCUUCACAAUGGAUAUGUGCCCCUCUGCAACUGCGUGCGCUGGAAGGAAGUAGGAAACCGACUAACCUGUGACCAAAUUUGGCACGACUCUUGGGCUAACGGCACCGCCAUCCCUGCUCACCUGAGGAAAAACAUCAGGUUCCGUAAGCAUAAACGCAGCGAAGACGAGUAA